Molecule: messenger RNA, 5201 nt
Organism: Manduca sexta (tobacco hornworm)
Lineage: Eukaryota; Metazoa; Arthropoda; Insecta; Lepidoptera; Sphingidae
Gene: Atpalpha
Product: sodium/potassium-transporting ATPase subunit alpha
Exons: 17
Coding region: 295-3405 (1036 amino acids)
Biological process (GO): potassium ion import across plasma membrane; intracellular sodium ion homeostasis; intracellular potassium ion homeostasis
Cellular component (GO): membrane
Molecular function (GO): ATP binding; P-type sodium:potassium-exchanging transporter activity; ATP hydrolysis activity
Source: RefSeq, a predicted model, not a curated record
CGGCCCCACCGUCAGUCGCCGCCCGAAGCAGGCCACCGAACGUCGCGCUCUUCGCGCCUGGCUCUCUCAUACCGGGUUUUAGUUUAGUACCACGAUGACAUAGCCCCAGUGUCGUGCGACGGAAAACAACGUGAAGCGCACAUAUUUUUAAGUUUUUUCAUUCGGUCGAGGAAACCAUAAGGGUCCCGUUGUUGCAGAACUAACUACGACCCACCCCGUUCCGUUGAGGGAAAAGGCGAGACCCCAGAGGCGGCUUGUUCACUUUUAUCCGCCUUUACAUAAAGACUAGCGAAAAUGGGCGAGCAUGGCCGUACCGACUCGUACCGCGUCGCCACCAUCGGGCCCAUUAAGGACGACAAUAGAACAGCUGACGGGCAGUACAAGACCCGCCGGAAACCCCCUGCGAAAAAGCGGAAACCAGGAGAUUUAGAAGAUCUUAAACAGGAGUUGGACAUCGAUUAUCACAAAGUAACACCGGAAGAACUAUACCAAAGAUUUCAGACACACCCAGAAAAUGGCCUUAGUCACGCAAAAGCGAAAGAGAAUCUCGAACGGGACGGUCCAAACGCACUCACACCACCCAAACAGACACCCGAAUGGGUGAAGUUUUGUAAAAAUCUGUUUGGUGGCUUCGCAUUAUUACUAUGGAUUGGUGCUAUUCUUUGCUUUAUUGCAUAUGGAAUCCAGGCGAGUACCGUAGAAGAACCCUCCGAUGAUAACUUGUACCUUGGCAUUGUAUUGGCGGCUGUCGUGAUCGUUACGGGUAUAUUCUCAUACUACCAGGAAAGCAAGUCAUCUAAAAUUAUGGAAUCGUUCAAAAACAUGGUCCCCCAGUUUGCCACCGUCAUCCGCGAAGGCGAAAAGCUCACUCUCCGCGCUGAAGAUUUGGUACUUGGUGAUAUUGUUGAAGUAAAAUUCGGUGAUCGUAUCCCAGCUGAUGUCCGCAUCAUUGAGGCGCGAGGAUUCAAGGUGGACAACUCCAGUUUAACUGGCGAGUCUGAACCCCAGUCGCGAGGACCUGAAUUCACUAACGAGAACCCACUGGAAACCAAGAAUCUGGCAUUCUUCUCUACCAACGCCGUUGAGGGAACUGCGAAGGGAAUCGUUAUCUGCUGUGGUGACAAUACCGUCAUGGGCCGUAUCGCUGGUUUAGCUUCUGGUUUGGAUACCGGAGAAACCCCCAUUGCCAAGGAAAUCCACCAUUUCAUCCACUUGAUUACUGGUGUAGCCGUGUUCCUCGGUGUUACCUUCUUCGUGAUUGCCUUCAUCCUUGGAUACCAUUGGCUUGAUGCUGUCAUUUUCUUGAUCGGUAUCAUUGUAGCUAACGUACCCGAAGGUUUACUGGCCACUGUAACCGUAUGCCUAACCCUCACUGCCAAACGAAUGGCCUCAAAGAACUGCCUGGUGAAGAAUCUGGAAGCUGUCGAGACCCUGGGCUCUACAUCUACCAUCUGCUCGGAUAAGACCGGAACCCUCACCCAGAACAGGAUGACCGUCGCCCACAUGUGGUUCGAUAACCAGAUCAUCGAAGCUGAUACCACUGAGGAUCAAUCCGGAGUACAGUAUGACCGCACUAGCCCUGGAUUCAAAGCCCUCGCCAAAAUCGCUACCCUCUGCAACCGAGCUGAAUUCAAAGGUGGUCAGGAAGGUGUUCCCAUUCUGAAGAAGGAAGUCGCUGGUGAUGCCUCUGAAGCUGCUUUGCUGAAAUGUAUGGAACUUGCUCUCGGAGACGUCAUGUCGAUCAGGAAACGUAACAAGAAAGUGUGCGAAAUUCCAUUCAACUCUACCAACAAGUACCAGGUUUCGAUCCACGAGAGUGAUGAUCCCAGCGACCCUCGCCACUUGCUCGUCAUGAAGGGAGCUCCCGAAAGGAUUCUGGAACGUUGCAGCACUAUUUUCAUUGGAGGAAAGGAAAAGGUUUUGGACGAGGAAAUGAAGGAAGCUUUCAACAAUGCUUACUUGGAAUUGGGCGGUCUCGGUGAACGUGUGCUCGGUUUCUGCGACUUACAACUGCCAUCAGACAAAUACCCCAUUGGUUACAAGUUCAAUACUGAUGACCCCAACUUCCCCUUGGAGAACCUCCGCUUCGUUGGCCUCAUGAGUAUGAUUGAUCCUCCCCGUGCUGCCGUCCCUGACGCUGUUGCUAAGUGCCGAUCUGCUGGAAUUAAGGUUAUCAUGGUUACUGGUGACCACCCUAUCACUGCCAAGGCUAUUGCCAAAUCUGUAGGAAUCAUUUCUGAAGGUAAUGAAACCGUUGAAGACAUUGCUGCUCGUCUGAACAUCCCUGUGUCGGAAGUGAACCCUCGCGAGGCCAAGGCUGCUGUCAUUCACGGAACCGAACUCAGGGAGCUCAACUCUGACCAACUUGACGAAAUCCUUAAGUUCCACACGGAAAUUGUGUUCGCCCGCACGUCCCCACAACAGAAGCUGAUCAUCGUGGAGGGUUGCCAGCGUCUCGGCGCCAUUGUGGCUGUCACCGGUGAUGGUGUCAACGACUCCCCCGCUCUGAAGAAGGCUGACAUCGGUGUUGCCAUGGGCAUUGCUGGCUCUGACGUGUCGAAACAGGCCGCCGACAUGAUCCUGCUGGACGAUAACUUCGCGUCGAUCGUGACUGGCGUAGAGGAGGGACGAUUGAUCUUCGACAAUCUGAAGAAAUCCAUCGCUUACACCCUGACGUCGAACAUUCCCGAAAUCUCGCCCUUCCUUGCCUUUAUCCUGUGCGACAUUCCCCUGCCCCUCGGCACCGUCACUAUCCUGUGCAUUGAUCUCGGAACUGACAUGGUACCUGCUAUAUCAUUGGCGUACGAGGCGCCCGAGUCUGAUAUCAUGAAGCGGCAGCCGCGGGAUCCUUACCGCGACAAUCUCGUCAACAGAAGGUUGAUUUCGAUGGCUUAUGGACAAAUCGGCAUGAUCCAAGCCGCCGCUGGUUUCUUCGUGUAUUUCGUGAUCAUGGCUGAGAACGGAUUUUUGCCAAUGAAACUGUUCGGCAUCAGGAAGCAAUGGGACUCGAAGGCCAUCAACGAUUUGACCGACUCGUACGGACAGGAAUGGACCUACCGCGACCGCAAGGCCCUGGAGUUCACGUGCCACACCGCUUUCUUCGUCUCGAUCGUCGUGGUGCAGUGGGCCGAUCUGAUCAUUUGCAAGACCCGCCGCAACUCCAUCAUUCACCAGGGCAUGCGUAACUGGGCUCUCAACUUUGGUCUCGUAUUCGAAACCGCCCUCGCCGCGUUCCUGUCGUACACGCCCGGUAUGGACAAGGGCCUGAGGAUGUACCCACUCAAGUUCGUGUGGUGGCUGCCCGCCAUUCCGUUCAUGCUGUCGAUCUUCAUCUACGAUGAGAUCCGGCGCUUCUACCUCCGCCGCAACCCCGGCGGCUGGCUCGAACAAGAGACUUACUACUAAGCAGCACCGACCACUGUCCACACCGUCGUGCAUCAGUUAGUUACUGCGUACAUAACGUUCAUUUGUGUUCUUAUAUCAGACUGACAGAGGUUGCGGUGCCGUUCCGGUAUAUGUGUAAUCGCUGUCGUGUACGCUUCUCACCGCUUGUUACCGCAUCGCUCCGCACAGGGGCACCUGUGUCUGUACCUGUCGAGAGUUAUAUAUUACGAGGUUCGUUUGUUGCGUGACCGAGAGAGAGCGGCUGCGCAGGACCCGCACGAGCCCGCCCAAGCGCUCUUCACUAUUAUUAAUUUAACGAACUAUGUAUGUAUAUAUGCACAGUGGAGUAUGAAGUUUGAUAUUUGUGAUGAUAUAAAAAAAUAUAUUAUACACAUAUUAUUAUUUUGAAAUUGUGAAUCGUGUUAUUUUUAUAUUGAGAUCGUUUAAAACGCGAACCUCGCCCGUCACGGGACGAGUGGAUGAGUUGUUUUUAUGAAUCUGUUGAAUCUCUGUCUCUGUCUGGCUCGAAUCAGUUUGCCUGCCGGCCGCCGACUCGGUCCGCGUCCGCCCCACGGCCCCGCGUCGGACGGCACUGCCCACUGGCCAGUGGCCACACUGCGCAGUGUACCGACCGGCCGCAGUGGGGCGGACACUCCGCCGCGCCCGUGCUCGGCGGCCAACGAAAGCAUUUGUUGUAAAAUUAACAGUUAAGAAGCCACUAUUAUUAUAAUUUAAGUGAAUUAGACUUAAGUUGAAUUUCUCGAAUGAAUAAAGUUCAGUUGACGAUUCGAACGGGUGCAUGGUGUAUGAGAUGUCGAUGUGGAGUGCCUGAGUUUUAGUGUACUACCGCUUACUGUUAGGUAGGUAGUUGAAAUUUUGAUGCCGUAAUCUCAAUUUUAACGUAGAUAAAUAAAGCAUACACAGUCGCGAACGCUUAGAGGUGCGGGCCUGGCCGCGGGCCCGCACGGUCACUCAGCACUGCCGUCGGUCGCUCCGGCGUCGCUCCGGCGUCGCCCCGGCCUCGCCCCGGCGUCGCUCCGGCCGCGACUCACCGGCCGCGCGGCGACUCCGGCCGAGACGCUUUUCUUUUCUAAACGUAAUCAGAUUAAUAGCGAACUUCGUCAAAUUUUAUUAAAAUAGGCUGCUCAUGGUAAAUCGUAAGAUUUUAUUUCUUAAUUAAAAGAUAAUAACAAAACGUAGGGAUGCGUAAUUAGAACUUUUUAAAAUUAUACAGUUAUCAUAGAGUCAUGUUGUUUUGUCGCCACUUGGCUCUUCUACGGGAGUGUCGGCAGCGAUGAGGCGGCGAUGUGGCAGCGAUGCGGCUGCGGGGCGGCUGCGGUGCGGCUGCGGGACGGCAGCGAGGCGGCUGCGGUGCGGCGCGGCGGACGGCGGACGCACGCGGGCCGCGGCCGCGGGACAGGGCCAAGUAGAAGGACCAAGUGGAGCGAUUCAUUUCAAUUUUUCGUAACGAAUACAUAUAACAUUAUAAUAAUGGUUACAAAAGUAAAAUAUAACAUUAUAGCGACUAAAAUCUAAAUUAUAUGAAAUGUUUAUAGAUUUAAAUGAGGUUCGUUUCUUUAGGAUGACCUUUUGUGCUUGUUUGACGAGAACGAUGUACAUCUCACUGACAAUAGUCGUUGAUGAUAUUAUUGUAAUGAUCUGAUCCUUGUGAGCGGUUUGUUUGACGUACACUGUAGAUCUAACAUUGUUUUGCGUUCGACAGUUCUUUACACCGAUUUAUUUUAUAGUAUUACUCUGUUGGCUAGGAAUGCUGUAAAAAUGUAAGUGUUAAUAAAAAAAACAUUUUCAAAAUAUUA